UUAUGGAUACUAUAUUUUCUUCUGAGCUACAAUGGAGUUCAAGGAGAAAUAAAGUUAUCCAAACUGGAAGUCUUAGAGAUGGAGAAACAAUUUAAACUUUUGAAAAAAUCAGCAGUGAAAACAAUUAAGACUAUACAUGGAGAUAUAUAUGAUUGCGUGGAUUUCUAUAAACAACAUGCAUUUGAUCAUCCGUUACUUAAGAAUCAUAAUUUUUAUUCCCAGAUGAAACCUACUUUAGUGAGAACAAAGCAAAAUUCAGAAAACUCAUCAACUAGUCUAUCAUCAAGGAUAUGGUUAAAAGGUAAAGGUUGUCCUCCUGGAACAGUUCCAAUUAGAAGAAUUACCAAAGAAGAUCUUAUCAGACAUAGAAAUAUGCCUUCACCAGAAGAUGCCACAUUUCAUGCCCAAUUAAUUGCGACUAACAACACUAGUGAGCUUGAAGGAAUAUACAAAUCUUCACAAGGAUACAAGGUUGCAAUAGCUCGGGCUGGAAAUAAUCCAAAAAGCAAGUUUGCAGGAGCUGAAAUGACAACUAGCCUAUGGAAUCCUUUAGUUAGCGAUAAUCAACAUAGUGCAUGUCGAUUAAAAAUUCAAAAAGGAUAUGAUAUUGUACAAGUUGGUUGGAGAGUGGACCCAACACUCUACGGGGAUACGCAAACUAGGCUAUAUAUACAUUUUCAAGCUGGUAAUCAACAAUGUUUCAAUACAUUAUGUCCUGGUUUUGUUGUAGUGAAUACCGAGAUACCUGUUGAUACGACAUUCAGUGGUAUGUCACACCGUGGAGAUGAAGCUUCAUGGGAAGAGACAAUGGCUAUCACCAAGGAUCUAGCCAACGGAAACUGGUGGCUAUAUCUUGAAAAAAAUCAUAUACAGAUUGGUUUUUGGCCUCAAGAAAUCUUCACCAACUUGGCUAGUUUUGCGUCGAAUGUUGAAUGGGGAGGAGUGGUAUACAGUCCACCAGGUGUACCUGAACCUCUGAUGGGGUCUAGUUAUCUUCCCAUUGGAAAAACUGGUUAUGAUGCUUAUUGUAGGGGACUUACCAUUAUAAAUGAUAAAGGUGAGACCAUAGACGUAGAUAGAAUAAUAACACAUGUCGACAGUCCUAAUUUAUAUCAAAUUAUAGACGUACCGCAUCUCAGGCCUGGAAAGUAUCAGCAUUUUGUACUCUAUGGAGGACCUGGUGAGAAAGCACAAGUGCAAAUCUAG
Solanum verrucosum is the source of this 1206-nucleotide messenger RNA. RefSeq lists its product as uncharacterized. Bases 79 to 1206 code for a protein of 375 amino acids. NCBI's taxonomy places the organism in Eukaryota, Viridiplantae, Streptophyta, Magnoliopsida, Solanales, Solanaceae. The transcript has 8 exons. The record is from RefSeq and is a predicted model, not a curated record.